AACCAGAGCACCAUCCCACCUCAGUGCAACAAAGUGACCCCCUGACAUCAAAAAACCUUCCCGGUGAAGCGGCUGUCAGAGCAUAGCACUCCCGCCCAUGCAAACACAUCCUACAAGCUCCCUCAGGCCCAACAUGGCCAGCAUUCACUCGCCCAGCUGCCCCAGGCAGCCUCUGAAAGUGUUAUUGCAAAGAGAUUUCCUCACCAUGCCUCGCACCGUCUUUCCUCGUGACGUCAUCCAACUCUCGCUUAAGCAUCGUGUACAGAAACAGCCAGUCCCAAGAUGGCCGACUCUACCCAAAGCGCGUCUCCCCAACCUCCCUCCUCCGAUAACGCCUCUGACAAAGCGACUGCGGGCUCAAGCGUCAGCUCAGACGAUAACAUUAGUUUCAAGACCGCACGCUCGGUUAUCCAGGAGGACGCCGCGGAGACUGCCUCGGAGCCGGGCCUGGUCGCUCAGGUUGAGCAGCUGCGCGUCGACACUCCCAUCCCCGAAAUCAGCCACUGGAGCAGUGACAGUUCCUCGGAAGAGGGGAAUGCACCUGUCCCAAUGGCGCGCACCCGUCGUCCUGUGCCUCGCGUGACGGCGCCCGAGCCUGAGCCCGAGAGAGAGUUUCCUAUCGCUGUCACCUCGUUCAUCGGAAACCCGCGCCCCCGUCCUGACCACCAGACCCAGUUGAGCUGUGUUGUGUUCAGCGCCCCCUGGCUGGAGAGCUUUCUUCCCGAGAACUGCCGCACCACUAAUCAGAAGUCUCUCAAAUGCAAGGCCAUCCUGCGCUUCAACGAGGAAUGCCUCGUCCAACUGGCUCAGUUCUUCUGUGCCGGUUGCACCGACCCAACUCCCGCCGAGGGCUUUGUUCAUCGCCCGAUCAUGUUUACCCGUACUGGUAUGGACGGGCUCGAAGACGGACCUCGCCGCACCCUGAUGAUGCGUUUCGGACAGCUGACCCGUAGUCGCUGGAACUUCCCCGAGAUGAACGCAACCCUGGGAGGUAAAGCCGAAGGUCAGAUUUUCGAAGUUGCCAUCCCCACCUGUGGCAGGGAUGAAUGCAACCUCACUGCACGCACCAUGGCCAACGAGCUGAUCAACUCUUUGCUGCCCUGCAUCCCGCGCUUACGUCUUGCUACCCUGGACCUGGGAAUCUUCAUCCCUACCACUCGAGUGGGAGAGCAUGAGGAGGACGCCGGCUGGGAGCCCAGCGGUGCCGAGGUGCUGGUCUGCAAGCUUGCACCUGACUGCCUCUCACUCCCCGUCCAGCAGGUUAUCCCCGACGAUGAAGACGAGGGGGAGGCCGCAGCCAGCGGGGCAACUGAGACCGCCGAGGACGACGCCGAGGCCGACGACGAGGAGUCUGAGGGCGCUGACGAGGAUGCCGAGGCUGAUGCCGAGGCGGAUAUCGAGUCUUAA
Aspergillus heteromorphus CBS 117.55 is the source of this 1407-nucleotide messenger RNA. RefSeq lists its product as uncharacterized. The coding region runs from base 283 to 1407 and encodes 374 amino acids. The record is from RefSeq and is a predicted model, not a curated record. The transcript has a single exon. NCBI's taxonomy places the organism in Eukaryota, Fungi, Ascomycota, Eurotiomycetes, Eurotiales, Aspergillaceae.